Messenger RNA from Arachis stenosperma, 1832 nucleotides. Its product is annotated as ethanolamine-phosphate cytidylyltransferase. The transcript is spliced from 9 exons. Lineage: Eukaryota; Viridiplantae; Streptophyta; Magnoliopsida; Fabales; Fabaceae. Gene Ontology annotation, molecular function: ethanolamine-phosphate cytidylyltransferase activity. Bases 102 to 1370 code for a protein of 422 amino acids. Gene Ontology annotation, biological process: phosphatidylethanolamine biosynthetic process. The record is from RefSeq and is a predicted model, not a curated record. Gene Ontology annotation, cellular component: cytoplasm.
UGGCCACUUUUCUAACCUCAUUUUGCACCCACCUUCCCUUCUUCGUUUUAAUUUCAUUUAUGGGAGAAAGUAACUGAGAGAAACCAAAAGGAAAAAGAAAAAUGGGUUCUUUUGAGGCGGUGAUGAUGCAGAAGAACGCAACGGCGAAGUUCAUUGCAACGGUUCUGGUGGGUGGCGUGAUCGUUGGUGUGUCACUGUACGGAUUGCUGCAGUCUUCAGAAGGGCUUCAGAAGAAUCUGGAGCCUCUUGGUUUGUGGAAGAGAAGGAGGAAGAAGAAGACAAUUAGGGUGUACAUGGAUGGAUGCUUUGAUAUGAUGCAUUAUGGCCAUUGCAAUGCUCUUAGACAGGCACGUGCUCUUGGUGAUGAGCUUGUUGUUGGUGUUGUUAGCGACGAUGAAAUCAUUGCAAAUAAGGGUCCCCCUGUCACCCCUCUUGAAGAAAGGAUGAUUAUGGUGAAUGCUGUAAAGUGGGUUGAUGAGGUUAUUACUGAUGCUCCAUAUGCCAUAACUGAGGAGUUCAUGAAGAAGCUCUUUAAUGAGUACAAUAUAGAUUACAUUAUUCACGGGGACGAUCCUUGUAUUCUUCCUGACGGCACUGAUGCUUAUGCUCAUGCAAAGAAAGCUGGCCGUUACAAGCAGAUAAAGCGCACCGAAGGAGUUUCUAGCACUGAUAUCGUUGGUCGUAUGCUUCUCUGUACGAGAGAAAGGUCUGCCAGUGAGAACCCUAACCACUCUUCUUUACAAAGACAGUUCAGCCAUGGUCAUAGUCACAAAUUUGAAGAUCGUGGAACUCGUAUUUCUCAAUUUAUGCCUACAUCUCGUAGAAUUGUUCAGUUCUCAAAUGGAAGGGGCCCGGGACCUGAUGCACGCAUUGUAUAUAUUGAUGGAGCCUUUGAUCUCUUUCAUGCUGGUCAUGUUGAGAUCUUGAAGCUGGCUCGGGAACUAGGAGAUUUUCUUCUUGUUGGAAUACACACUGAUCAGACAGUCAGUGAAACUAGAGGACCGCAUCGUCCUAUCAUGAAUCUCCAUGAAAGAAGUUUAAGUGUUUUAGCAUGCCGCUAUGUGGAUGAAGUUAUAAUCGGUGCGCCGUGGGAGGUGUCCAGGGAUAUGAUCACAACAUUUAACAUCUCAUUAGUUGUCCAUGGAACCAUUGCGGAAAACGAUGAUUUUCAGAAGGAAGAAUCCAACCCAUAUGCUGUUCCCAUUAGCAUGGGCAUCUUCAGAGUCUUGGUUAGUCCUUUAGGGAUAACAACCACUACAAUAAUUAGAAGGAUUGUAUCAAAUCACGAGGCAUUCCAGAAACGGAAUGAAAAGAAGGGGGAGAGUGAGAAGAGAUACUACGAGAGUAAGACUCAUGUCCAUGGAGACUGAAUGAUUUCUAUUGUUCUCGGAAUUAGACAUGGCAGCUUAGUAAAUUUUUAGGCCUGAUUUUAUUCUCUCUCUGUUAGUAAAAUGAAAUGAUAGUUCUGUACUAUCGUUCAGUUUGGACCAUAAUUGGACAUUGCGAUCUCUGCAUAUGAUUAAUCAUUUGCUAAACUGAUUUAGCCAGUGAUAUGUUUCUAGUUAACCAUGAAUAUUAUCUCCGAAUAAAUUCAUGGUUAAGUAAAUCAUGGCUGAAUUAGUUUGGAAAAACGAUCCAACUUUAUGAUUCAAGCUGAGCAAAGCUAUCAUUUUCACUUUAUUUUGGUUUUUGGUCUCUUAUCUAUAUUUAUCGCCUAGAUUUUUUUAAUAACAUGUUACAUUUGUAUUAUUGCUGUAUGUGAAUUUUAUGAGGAUUGAUCGUCUUUGGUCGAAUUCCUUUUGUUCUUGUUUGAUAAAUUAGUAAAGAUAUAU